Molecule: messenger RNA, 5242 nt
Organism: Vitrella brassicaformis
Lineage: Eukaryota; Vitrellaceae
Source: the annotation of a GenBank genome assembly
GUCUGUGGUAUGCACCUCAUCAUCGAUUCGCGGAAGAUCUUUGCCCAUCCAAGCUGAGACCUGACUCUGGGGCCAUCUGCUCACGUCAGCACUCAUGGAGGAGGCCACGUCGCGGAUGAGAUGGCUGGCUGCGUCACGGCAGUGCAUGCCUGCCGCAUCCAGCCAUCCGAGGGGUACUCAUGCCCUCUGGUUGUGGCGGCUGGGUCAGCGGCGGUUCAAGACGCGGGUUCAGCAGGCCGUCAGGAUUGGCCAGAAGAACCUCAGGCAGCACAUGAGAAGGGUCAGCCGCCCGCCGACACGAAGCGAUGAAUCACUGGAUGCAUCCCAUCUCAUCUCUCGCUUGUUCUCUGGUGGUACCAUCGCAGGCUCUCAACCGUGAGGACCGUCUGAUAAUGCAGGAGCGUCGUGUGGAGCGGCCAUACCGCUACCACAUGGUCAAGCACGUCACCGACCCGUCAGUGGCCUCCCGCACCUCCCUAGGGAGCGGCCUGCGGUCUGCCGGGCAGGCCAUUCGGUAUUUGAGCCCCUUCGGCAACAUCAAGACGGCCUCGCCCAGCGAACUGGUGCAGAUCGCAACUAUCAGCACUGACGUGUUCAAAAGGCAUCACAGGCUGUGGUGACCAGACGGGAGGGAAGGGGGCGUGCUUGCCUGUCUGUCUGUCUAGCGGAUGUGUGUCUGGCGUGUGUUGUGUGCAGGAGUCGGAUUGCAGGUCGGUGUAUGACGCUGAUGCCCCGGCUGUCGGGCAGCGAGAUGGCGCAGCUCAUGCACUGCUUCGCCACGGUGAGGUUCCCCUGUGCUGCUCUCUUGCGGGCUGUCGUGCCUCGGAUGGACCAACUCAGGUCGGCGACCACAGCAAUGAACUGUCAUGUCAGGGCCGUUGUAUGUUUCGUGUCUGUGCGUGUGUGUGUGCAGGAUGUUUCUGAGUGGGUCUGACUAUGCGAUGAUCCUUCAUGCAUUUGCCGUCUUCGACGUUAAGGACCCACGGGUAAGUGGGUGUGCCAAGCCAAGCCAAGCAGGGAAGAGUGGGUGUACGUCAUGUGUGCAUUUCUGUAUGUGUGUGGGUUCGUGCAGGUGUUACGGCAUGUGUUGGGGGCCGCCCCGCAGUGCUUUCUGGACGAAGACUAUGCUGUGUGUAUACAACGACAGACAUUGAUGGACACCACAUGGAGCGGCGGGGCGUAGCGUAUGGGCCCCGUGCUGUGCUGUGCUGUGCUGUGCUGUGUGUUCCUCAGGGCGACUCGUCGUGUCUGCACCGUGACCUGGCUCUCCUGUGCAAAGGUGAGAGUGUGAAGCCAUCAACCCAUCCCUGCAGGCAGGCAGCACAGAUGCUCUGUCUGUCGGUCUGUCUAUCUAUCUUUCUCUGUGUGUGUGGAUUGGCUGGCUGCCACUGCUCAGCGUGUGGCCACUUCGGCGAGCAGCACAACGCCCUCCUCAACUACACCUCCGAGACCUACCGCACAUCCAUCGAUCGGUACAUCAAGGCCAUCGCAGAGAGACAGAGGUGAGAGAGAAGCCACACCACACGCCAGCCAACAUAAAAGGGGGGUCGAGUCGGCAGACAAUCUCUCCCACCAUCGCAUCGUGCCAUGCAUGUCAGGUGUGCGGCGGAGCGUGUGGGUGCUGGCCAGCUGUUUGAGCUGCCGGAUGUCGACCAGGAGGCUGAUGGUAUGAAGGAUACACACGAUACAUACACCACAUAAAUGAGGCUUGGUGGGCAGCCAGCCAGCCUUGCAAACCGUUCUCUUUUCUUCCUAUUGCUCAGACCAGGACAUUGCGCCUCCCAGCAGCAGAGACAUCAGGUGUGUGUCCGUUUCACACACAUCCAUCCAUCCAUCCAUGGCUCCAUCAAUGACUUGCUGUGUUUGGCGUGUGUGCACUGCAGCCACGUGGUGGGUGCCUUCAGCCGGCUGCAGGUCAAGGACGAGCCCCUCUGUGCAGCCGUCAAGACACUCAUCACACGCACCACACCACCACACAAACCGGUUGCCCCGGCCGGUGGUGCUGCCGGCACCUACUGGCUCGCCGCUGACCGAUAUGAAUACGCACACGCGUGCAGCAAUCGACAGACGUCACCACCCGUACAAGCGGCCGCCGGUGGUGGCGAUGAGAGCGUCAUGGGGCUGCGGGAGCAAGGGAGGGGCGGUGGCUCGGUGUACAGGUGGGGUGUGGGCGAGCUGACCAGGACGGUGACGGCCAUGGCGGACUGUGGAUAUGUCGAUAAGGUAGGUGGGCGGCAUGUGCGUGUAGUGUUUUGUCUUGUCGCCUUGUGUUGUGUUGUAUUUAUUAUUUGUCAGGAUGUGACGGUGCGGUGGAUGGAUGGAGUGCGAAAGACGCUCCACACGCUCGACAUUGAGACGACGUAGGGCUGGCUACACACUCACGAACGAACGAACAGCUCGGCAAUCCUGCAUCCUGCGUCCUGUGUCCUUGGUUGUUUGAAUCAAUGGUGCAGAGUGGAUGUACUGAGGGCCGCUGACCGCCUCGGUAAUCAUAUUACCUAUCCUUCCCACCGACUUUGCACUGUGACAUGUAUCUCAUGCCGACUUCUGGCUGGCUGCAUGUCAUGUCGUCAGGUUGCUACAGCCGUUGGCUGCUGCGGAGAGUGUACAAUCGCCUCUACAAGAUGAUGCACACUCGCACGCCACCUCCACUUGAGGUGUGUGUAGUGCAUGCCAGAACUGACGCCACACCAGGCCGCACCGCACCGCACACAGUGGUGGCCUGGCCGUGUGUGUCCCUCACACAGGUGACGCUAGACCUGCUCGAUAUCUACGGGCAGCUGCCAUAUGCACACGCCGGCCUCUCGUGGGAACUCCAUCGCCGGGUCGCCCGGAUUGGGGCAUCGUGGACGGCUGCCGCACUGCCCCCGCUGCCCAGUGACCCCACACAAGACGACACACGCCUGUUCCUGCCAUCACCCUGUGGACCCCUACUGCCACACCCACAGCCAGGACUACCAAAUAAGGACCCUCGUGUCUCUUCAUUGGCGCCACCAGCAGCGGUGCACGUGGCGAGCGGCCUGUCGUCAAGUGUUGUUGCUGUCGAGGAUAGGGUGUAUGUGCCGACGACGAGUGUUGUGGGUGUCGGCAGGGGUGCGGUGUUGCCGUGGCGGCCAGUGGAGUUCUACUUCCCUGACAAAGUGCCACAUGCACUGCUGCCCAGAAUACUACAGGUCAGUGCGCUGUAGUGACCUUGUGCCACAUUCUGGUCAUGUGUGAUUGGUGAGAUGAUAGAGGGAUGGAUAGAUGUGGACGGACGGAUUCUGGUGCAUUCAUUGUCCAUUCGUUCAGGCGACUGUGGGUGUGUUUGGCUCCAUGAAUGCCCCCAUCCCGGUGUCUCAGCUGGCCGAGCAUCUCAACAAGGCCGCCUUCGCGGGGCUGCCGACUUCUCUGCUGGUCAAAAACCAUACACACCUAGGCAACCACAUAGCACAACAUCCAUCCAGAUGGAUGGAUGGAUGUAUGACCCUGUCUGUGUGCAGCUUGAUGUGAUGGAGUCAUGCAACGACCACAACGGCCAACAGCAGCACCAACAGCACCAGCAGCAGCAAGACCCAUCCACCCCCUCUACCAACCUCUUCGAUGCCCUCCCCAAGGUGUGGCGUGCUCUCGACCGCCGGAUGGCCACCUACCUCAGGCUCCCACCAGACGGCGGCAAUGGUGCACAGCCUCAGCAAGGAGAGUCCCCCGUAUUCCAGAGCGAGGGUGUGGGGCUGCGAGAGGCAUGUCGAUACGCGAGGGUGAUGGCCGGGCGGCUGGGGAGGGUGGGUGGGGGCGGUGGCGAUGACGGUCCGAUGGAUGCCAUGAGGCGCCGCUUGGACGGCACCAGGGCCUGGAUUGUGGACCGACUCAACGACCAAACGGUGAGGGAGGAUAUCUGCAGAGAUACAUGUGAACAUAUUAUUGAGGGGAUAGGGUGGUGCGUUCGUUCAGCCCCACCAAUGGCGGACAGUCGACGAGGCGAUCGAUGUGUUUGAGUUCGCCCUCACGCCCUUGAUGCAGCACGGUAGUGGCCAUGUUGACGUGGCGGCAUCCCCCACUACUGCUGCUGCUGCUGGUGCCGUUGAUGCGUGGGGCGGGUCAGUGGCUCUGGAGAGCAUCUCUGUCUUCCUGAGUGAGAACGGACCCCUCCUUAACAAAGCCCAUGUCCAACGACUGCUGAUGGUGAGCCAGGCAGCACACCCACACGAACCAGUCAGGAGCUAUGUCUUCCUCUCUCCCACCCAGGUCGCCUUCACGGCCCUCUCCCACCCGUCGCUCCAAGACAGCAUCGGACGCCUCACCUCCCAAUUGCACCUGACGACAGCAGAGUCAAGCCAACUACAAUCCUUGCUGCAGUGGGUGCAGGCCCUUGCGUCGAUCGUAUCGGCGGUGAUCCACCGGCUCCACGAGCUGAUGCCCAUCUUUCCCUCUCCAUGGCUCGCCAUGGCCGCGGCAGAGAGCAGCCACCUGGUGCGGCUACUAGAUGGCCUCCAUGGAAACCUCCCUGCAGAGCAUAGUGGGUGGCUGGCGGAGCUCUAUUUCUCGAGCACGAUGCAGCUUGCCCAGGACUGUCGGCGGCUGGUACUGCGGCCGGUGCUGACGCGGCUUGCUGAGAGCCCUGCACUGCUGCUGCCGCUCGAUGCCACCACGCUGAUGUGCCUGCACACGGCACUGCAGUCGAAGGGCGAGGCGUCUGCCGCCAUCAGGAGACUGUCGUGGAACGCGCUCAGGUCAGCCACACCGAUGGAAAGAAAGUUCAUACGGCCUUCCACCCUUGUUCUGUGUCUGUCAGGUUUCCCCAGCUGGCCGCGAACAAGGCUGGCGGCCCCUUCACCGACCUUGCUCGCCACCGUGUCAGCCCACGGGCAUCAGGAGAACCACCAGCUGAUGCUUCUGCGGCACCCACACACGAAUGGGGUGAGAGGCGGCGAUCGGUCAACGACUUGCUGUCAGCUGAGCAUGAGAUGAGGCGGGGAGCGGCGUGGUCAGCCACACCUGCUGCCGCUGGUGGUGGUGGUGGUGGUGGCGUUGAUGGAGUGUAUAGCUACAGUGACGUGUACAGCUUGCCGGAGUGCUUCACUGCAAGUGGUUGGAGUAGUGCAUCGUGCAGCGGGAUGGAGGGUGGGGGUGGUCAGUGGUGCGUGUGUGCGAGGGUGCUUCGGGGCAUCCGUGUGCGGGCAGUGAUGGAUGUAUGAGACAUCUGCACGGAAAAUGGGAGACACACAGACAGACGGCCAGACGGCCAGAGACGAUUAGUUAG